CUGCCCGUUACUAGAAAUGACGGAAGUGAGGAGGGAAACAGUGCCAAAGUUUGUGUUCCCAAAAGUAACAGAGUUGACAUUCUCACACCUGCCCAACUUGAAGAGCAUCUAUUCCGGGAAGCAUGUUUCACAGUGGCCUUCACUCCAAGAGCUGGAAGUGGAUGAAUGUGGUGAAGUAGAGAUUGUAGCUGGGGAGCUUUCACUUUGUCGAGAAAACCAAGAGUCUGACUCUCAGUCUAUUCAGAUUAAACAACCUCUCAUUUUAUUUGAAAAGCAGUGUUUCCUUACUUGGAAGCUUUGGAAUUGGGGGCCAUAGAGAUGUGGAGUGGCCCAGUACUACCCCAGCACAAUUUUGUCCCAAACUCAAAUCGGUUGGAAUUGUCGGCGCAACCUUAUCCAAGUACGCUAAUUUCCUUCAGAAAUUACACAAUCUUGAAACAAUAACUGUGAAGGACAGUGAAAACGAAG
Fragaria vesca subsp. vesca is the source of this 468-nucleotide messenger RNA. RefSeq lists its product as uncharacterized. The coding region runs from base 17 to 316 and encodes 99 amino acids. The transcript is spliced from 3 exons. The record is from RefSeq and is a predicted model, not a curated record. NCBI's taxonomy places the organism in Eukaryota, Viridiplantae, Streptophyta, Magnoliopsida, Rosales, Rosaceae.